UGUCCCAAGAGCCGGGGACCACGUUAAACUACCACUGCAUGUUUUUAAAGCCCUUCCAACACUGCAGUCAUGUGGCCAGUAGUAUGGACAGCCAUGCGGACAUAUGCUCCUUACAUAACCUUUCCCGUAGCCUUUGUGGUGGGGGCUGUGGGCUACCACCUGGAGUGGUUCAUCAGAGGGACCCCCACUCCCAGACCCGGGGAGGAGAAGAGCAUUGUGGAGCUGAGGGAGGAGAGGAAGCUGGAGGAGCAGGCUGGCCACGAUAGUACCCAGGUCCUCAGCCUGAAGGAGAAACUGGAGUUCACCCCCAGGGCAGCACUUGAGAGAAACCGACCAGAGAAGAGCUAACCGUUCCUGGGCAGGGGACCUGAAUCUCCCCCAACCCCAACCAUGUAGCUCUGGUUCAGUGGGGAAGGAGUUCUGCGUUUGUGAUUAGGUGUGACAAUAUGGAGGACUUGUCUUUUUGAUUCAGCUGAAGUCCUUGGGCACUCAAACUUGUGACUAGUUAGUUUUGAUCAGUUUGCCUGGUCUGAACUUUCAAUACGCACAUAUUGCAAAUAUAAAGUCAUCUUUCUCGUGGGGUUGUUUGAGAGAGAUAAAUAGAGUAUAUUUCAAGAAGAUCAGCAUUUUAUAGAAAAGUGAAUGGUGGUUGAUUUCUUUGGAGACACAAUUCCUGAGGUGGUUGGCAGAUAAUAAAGAAAGAAUGAGGGAGACCCUGAGGGCUCUUCUCCACAAGUUAGAAUGGGUUCCAGUCAGUGCACAUAACAAAAAAUGAGUGCUUGCUCUCGUCUUGUCUUUUUUGCAUUUUUCUUUUCUGGGGGGCUGGGAUCCAAUCAAAACUUGAGUUUGUGUGCGUCUGUGAGGAACUCAAACUAACUUGUCUUUGCUUUCAGUCAUAUUGGUGUAUGUAUUUACCUAGUAUGCUUUCAUUUUAGAAAGUCAUGCUGUGACAGGUACCAGGCUACCGUGGUAGGUCUGGAUGAAGAUGCCUCAUCUGGUACUUUAGUUUGGAAAUUGCACACAGUGUCAAAUAUUUGUAUUUUACCCUACAAUAAAUCAUACCCUAAUAAACAUGUUAUAGAGACA
Messenger RNA from Osmerus eperlanus (European smelt), 1086 nucleotides. RefSeq names its product small integral membrane protein 12 (gene smim12). The transcript is spliced from 2 exons. The record is from RefSeq and is a predicted model, not a curated record. The coding region runs from base 70 to 348 and encodes 92 amino acids. Lineage: Eukaryota; Metazoa; Chordata; Actinopteri; Osmeriformes; Osmeridae.